Messenger RNA from Brachypodium distachyon (stiff brome), 841 nucleotides. RefSeq lists its product as uncharacterized. The coding region runs from base 16 to 681 and encodes 221 amino acids. The transcript has a single exon. The record is from RefSeq and is a predicted model, not a curated record. NCBI's taxonomy places the organism in Eukaryota, Viridiplantae, Streptophyta, Magnoliopsida, Poales, Poaceae.
UUGUCUUCUCCUUAUAUGCGCGUUCGAUCGAUCUUCCACAGUCACCUCACGGCGCCGCGCGCAGAGACAGAAAGGCAGCUAAAGGCGCCGCUAGAGCGUACUGAGCACGUACAGUUCAUAAUGGGGAACAGCUUGAGGUGCUGCCUGGCGUGCGUGCUGCCGUGCGGCGCGCUGGACUUGGUCCGGGUGGUGCACCUCGGCGGCCGCGUCGACGAGUACUACUACGGUGUGUCCGCCGCCGCCGUCCUCGCCGCACACCCCGACCACGUGCUCACCAAGCCCUGCGCCUCGUCGUCUUCCUCCUCGUCCUCCACGUCCACGCCGGCCCGGAUACUCGUCGUGCCGCCGGGCUCCGAGCUGCGGCGCGGCGAGAUCUACUUCCUCGUCCCGGCCGCCUCCGUGAUGUCCGCCGCCGACGCCAAGACGAAGAAGAAGCCGAGUGCCGAUGCCGCCAUUGCCGGCGACGCCGACGGCCGCCGGAGGAACCACCACGUCCGCAGCAAGUCGGAGGGCAGCGGCGCUUCUUCGUCGUCGUCGCCGGAGACGACGAAGGGUCAGGACACGUCGGCAGGUCAGCAGCAGCAGCAGCAGCACCGGAGGCGGAUGAGCACCGGCAGCCACGCGGCGCCGUGGCACCCGCACCUGGCGCGCAUCGCCGAGGACCCCCCGCUGAAUACAUGAUCGGGCGAUCGGCCUUGAUAUCCUGUUUCUGAUUUCCGGUACACGUAAGCGCGGUGUCUUUUUUCCUUUUUCGUGUCGUGUAUUAUAUGCAUUUUCCUGCGUCCGAAGAGCAGUUGCGUUGGAAUGGAAGUAAUUUGGCCAUCGAUGAACUGACGCAGUA